Molecule: messenger RNA, 1712 nt
Organism: Papilio xuthus (Asian swallowtail)
Lineage: Eukaryota; Metazoa; Arthropoda; Insecta; Lepidoptera; Papilionidae
Product: elongation of very long chain fatty acids protein 4-like
Exons: 10
Coding region: 102-1712 (536 amino acids)
Biological process (GO): fatty acid elongation, polyunsaturated fatty acid; fatty acid elongation, saturated fatty acid; sphingolipid biosynthetic process
Cellular component (GO): endoplasmic reticulum membrane
Molecular function (GO): fatty acid elongase activity
Source: RefSeq, a predicted model, not a curated record
CAAUGUAUCCAGUCAUUCAUGAACCAGCGCAAUCUAGACAUUAGACGUUCAUUUUAAAAUUUAAAUAAAUACAAGCGAAUUGUUAAAUAUUGUUAAGAAAAAUGUUCCAUAAUGCAAUAGUUAAAAAUUAUUUAUCGUCAGAAUCAAGCGAAGAUAUAACAGGGGAAUGGUUCCUCAUGUCUUCACCGAAACCUGUUCUGUUUACUUUAAUAAUAUACUUAUUAUUUGUUCUAAAAAUUGGACCUGAAUUUAUGAGGAACAGAUCUCCAUAUAACUUGAAAAUCAUCCUCGUUGUUUACAAUAUACUUCAAGUUUUGAUAUCAACAAUUGUGUUUUACAUCUCAACGGAUCAUAUACUGAAAAAUGGUUUGAUAAUUCGACAACAACAAUGCGUAACAGAAAAUAAAGAAUUUAAGAUAAAGACGGCGUCAAUAGUUUAUUAUUAUUUCUUGGCGAAAGUAAGUGAAUUAUUUGAUACGAUAUUCUUUGUACUCCGGAAGAGAGAUCGUCAAGUAUCGUUCCUGGAUGUAUACCAUCAUACUUUCACCGUGGGCUUCAGUUGGUGCACCGCGAGGUUCGAUCCGGCGUACAUAUUUAUCGUCAUUGGUGUUGUCAAUUCCUUUAUACACAUCAUAAUGUACGCUUACUACGGACUGGCCGCUUUUCCAAAUCUAACGAAGUAUUUGUGGUGGAAAAAAUAUAUUACGAAGAUGCAAUUGGUCCAAUUUUUCUUGAUGAUGUUUCAUUUGAUAUCAAAUCACAGCUUAUCAUCAUGCAGGUCGUCUAACAUCUGGGUCUUCCUCCUCAUAGCAAAUAAUAUGCUGUUUGUCUAUUUAUUUUCAAAUUUUUAUGUCAAAGAAUAUCAUAAUCGUCGACAAGCAGAAGAAACUGCUCAUAAAUAUAUUUCUGGUGUAAUCAAUAGCAAUAAUAUAAAUAAUUACAAAAAUGACAAAAUAAAUUUUGUGCACUUUUUAGUUGAAAACAUUGAGGAAUGGUCCGUAAUGUCGUCUCCAGUAACAAUAAUUAUUAUCGUGGUAGCAUAUCUAGGAUUUGUUUUAAAACUUGGACCAAAAUUAAUGAAGAAAAGGUCAGCUUUCGAAUUAAGAAUGAUGCUUGUUGUUUAUAACUUGCUUCAAGUGGGUGUUUCCCUCUUCAUAUUCUGUGUUGGAACUAAUCUUUUACUGCAAAAUGGUUUCAUAAUUCAACGUCAAUGUGUAGCAGACAAUACAGAAUUGAAGAUAAAAACGGUGUCUAUAAUUCAAUACUAUUUCUAUGCGAAAAUAAGUGAAUUGCUCGAUACAGUUUUCUUCGUGCUCCGAAAACGAGAUCGUCAGAUUUCAUUCCUGCAUGUUUAUCAUCAUACAUUCACUCUUUUGGUCACUUGUUACACACUGAAUUAUGAUCCAGAUUACUGUUUUAUUUUCCUGUGUACACUUAAUUCCUUUAUACACAUCAUAAUGUACGCUUACUACGGACUGGCCGCUUUCCCAAAUCUAACGAAGUAUUUGUGGUGGAAAAAAUAUAUUACGAAGAUGCAAUUGAUACAGUUUUUAGUGAUGAUAGUACAAAUGCUAUUAAGCCAUCAGUUAUCGUCCUGCAAGACAUCUUACGUGUUAUUCGUCUCGCUAAUACUAUAUAUAUUAUUAUUAAUUUAUUUGUUUUCAAGAUUUUACGCCAAGGAAUAUCUUAAAAAUGACAAAUCUUUAAAAUGA